AUGGCGCUGACAAGGCCGUGGGAGAGCGCUAACCUUUUCUCUCCUUCUGUGUCUUUCAGCAAACGGGGAUUCAGUGUCCGGUCCUUUGGAACAGGAACUCACGUGAAGCUCCCAGGACCAGCACCGGACAAGCCAAAUGUUUAUGAUUUCAAAACUACAUAUGAUCAGAUGUACAAUGAUCUCCUUAGGAAGGACAAAGAACUCUACACGCAGAAUGGCAUCUUACACAUGCUGGACAGAAAUAAGAGGAUCAAGCCUCGGCCCGAAAGGUUCCAGAACUGCAGAGACCUGUUCGACCUGAUUCUCACCUGUGAAGAGAGAGUGUAUGACCAGGUGGUGGAAGAUCUGAAUUCCAGAGAGCAGGAGACCUGCCAGCCGGUGCACGUGAUCAAUGUGGACAUCCAGGACAACCACGAAGAGGCCACCCUGGGGGCAUUCCUCAUCUGUGAGCUGUGCCAGUGUAUUCAGCACACGGAGGACAUGGAGAACGAGAUUGAUGAGCUGCUGCAGGAGUUCGAGGAGAAGAGCGGCAGAGCCUUCCUGCACACGGUCUGCUUCUACUGACCCACCGGGCCUGGCGCCCGGCGCGCCACCCCCCUCCUGAAGCCGUCUUUUUGAGCUUCCUUUUGUUAAUACUUUUUCCUCCCUGAUAUUGGUUUUUACUUUGAGGUAUUCUGCCGGCCGACGGCAGUGGUACCCAAUAAACUGUGUGUAGGAAAUGGAAAGACACACACAUGCCAGAUUCAAAACUAUCACGUUUUUUCUCUCCCACUUUUACUUACGAGUGGGAUGUUGGUUAUGAAGGUGGUUUUUCUUUACCCAAAAAGAGCAAACAACGGUUUAUAGUACAUUUCCCCAUGCAUUUGUGGCUUUCAUUGUGGUUCCUUCCUCUAUACCCCCAAACUUGCUGGAAUGUACAAAUAACCUAAAUGAAGCAAUGGGCUUUAUCUUGCUAGGAAAGAGCCUGCAGCUGUCCAAUAAAUCGAUGUUGCUGGUC
This is a messenger RNA of Ailuropoda melanoleuca (giant panda), 997 nucleotides long. RefSeq names its product SSU72 homolog, RNA polymerase II CTD phosphatase (gene SSU72). The transcript is spliced from 5 exons. Gene Ontology annotation, molecular function: phosphoprotein phosphatase activity. The record is from RefSeq and is a predicted model, not a curated record. Bases 1 to 564 code for a protein of 187 amino acids. Lineage: Eukaryota; Metazoa; Chordata; Mammalia; Carnivora; Ursidae. Gene Ontology annotation, cellular component: nucleus. Gene Ontology annotation, biological process: mRNA processing.